Messenger RNA from Annulohypoxylon maeteangense, 1697 nucleotides. RefSeq lists its product as uncharacterized. The coding region runs from base 88 to 1572 and encodes 494 amino acids. NCBI's taxonomy places the organism in Eukaryota, Fungi, Ascomycota, Sordariomycetes, Xylariales, Hypoxylaceae. The transcript is spliced from 4 exons. The record is from RefSeq and is a predicted model, not a curated record. Gene Ontology annotation, molecular function: protein binding.
GGUCGCAAGAAGAUAGCAGCAUUUAAAGUCCUGCUGAAAAAGGAUUCUCUCGAGAGGCUAGAAAAGCGCCUCGAGAACUCAAUCAGAAUGUUAACUUUGGCCCAGCAGUCCUAUCUCGUUGCCCUCACACGGAUGCAGCCCAACAUAAUCGUCGAAAGGUUUGCCGCUCUCACACUUAGAGGGCAUCUAACGCAAACCUUGUCAAAUCCUGUGCCUGAGACUGAGGGGCGGACGAUCACGACACAACCCCAAAAACGUUCAGAAGAAACGGGCACAACUACCAAAUCUCGUCGGCGGAGCUUUAAAUAUUCUGCCAAGCCAGGAAUUUUCGGAAGAAUCCUCGUAGAUUCUUCUGCCUCAGACCAUAUUAUUCUAUUCCAAGCUCCGACGUGGCUUUCAUUGCGAUCAUGGGAACUUCACAGUAUCAAAGCGAACGGAAAUUGGCAGUUCAACCUACGCUCCUAUUCUGUUGUACCUCGCGAAAGUAGAAUAGUAUAUUUGGCGAUGUAUGGAAGCCCGAAAGACAUGCAAAAACUCUUUGAUGCGGGAUUGGCAUCUCCAUACGAUCGGGACGAACACGGGACCACACUACUUCAUAGUGCUCAUAUUUUUGGCAAUUUCAAAGUCGUUAGAUAUCUUGUGGACAUUGGGUUGAGUCCCUGGGAGGGUGGUCAUAUUGAAUCUUACCCAGCAGAUCAUACACUUACUCCUACUUCUGAUAAUAGUAAAGAGUAUACCGAUUUUGUACUGUCGGAUAAGGAAUCCGGUCAGCUAUUUUUAUUUUUCCCAGAAGUCGAUAGGAAGACGAACGUAUUGCAUACGGAAUGUACCUGUCACUACGGAACCUGUCACCUAGGACUAUACAAAGCACUCCUUCCACAUCAAUGCCCAUCACAUAGAAAUACCUCACUCGAAUCACGGAUCCGCGCAGCAACUCUGGGUCUGGCCUACCAAGGGUGCCGUCCUGAAGUAAUUAAACUGAUUCUUGAACCAGAAUGGAGUUCCAACCCCCAAGCCAUUCGUUACUUUACGCCUAAUCUAAUAAUACUAUCAGCUGCACAUCGCCUAUACCCGCCCUACAAUAUUGCGAGCACGCCAGACGUUUUCGAGUUUACAGUCGACCUAAUCAAGCUUGCUCCAGAUCUCCACAUAACCUACUCGUCUCAACCUCGUCCUCAGUGGCUGCGGUCAACGAAAGAUACUCCGUUAAUGGUCAUGAUCGCUAGCUCUGUUAGUUAUUAUGCUUCUGAUUCGAACAGUCGACGGAUCGAACUUAACGGGCCCUUAAAUCUUUGGCUUAAAGCGCUGAAACUUGCCGGCAUCGAUCUGAAUACGUAUGGUCACCGCGAACACGACAUGUUCAUUGACAACGACCAUCAUUUCAUAGUCGAACAGAACCCGUCAAACGUACUACAAUCUAGGCUGUUGUUUUAUCUAAUAGGGUUCAAGUUUGGUCCAGAGCCAGAAGAUUGGGAGUUGUAUUGGGCCGAACCUACCGACGAACUCGCGGGUGACUUUUGGGACUUGAUCGAGAAUCCGCCGCUGCAUAUUCCGGGGUCGUGGGUCGAAUAAUGUCUGACAAUGACUCUUUGAGAUAGAGGGUAAAUUUGGCACAAGGAAGACAGGGUAUACACUAUUUGCAAUUCGUUACUGUAGACUAAACGGCGUUAAAUUUAGAAAGGAGGUAGAGUGCGGCU